Rotaria sp. Silwood2 is the source of this 453-nucleotide messenger RNA. The record is from the annotation of a GenBank genome assembly. NCBI's taxonomy places the organism in Eukaryota, Metazoa, Rotifera, Eurotatoria, Philodinida, Philodinidae.
AUGAAACGUCCAUUUUAUUCCGCAACAGAAUCAUCAUCUAACCUACGAGAUCAUCUUAAUACUUCAUCAUCAACAACUAAAGCAACAUCAUCAAUAAAUGGUUGUGUUCGUUUUAAUGAUUUAACAUCGACAUCACAAACAUUUGAUGAACGUGAAAAAUAUCUUACUGCAAAAUAUCCUCAACAACAAAUGCAAUUAAUACGUAAACGAUUAAAAGUUGAAUUUUGGCUUGAUGAUCAAUUACGAUUUCUUUAUGAUAUUAAAGAUAAUAGUUCACAAGAAGAUCAUGAUCAAUGUCCCGAAGAUUUAAUUGAUUGUCUCUUAGACAUGGACAAUGAAUCAAAACGACGUAGAUUUCUUAUCGAAAAAUUGAGAAAUGUGAAACAAUCACGAUCAAUAACAAUGGUAAAUAUUUAUAAAGUGAUUAAUCAAUCAUUAUCAUAUAUUUUAUAG